This is a messenger RNA of Papaver somniferum (opium poppy), 3252 nucleotides long. Its product is annotated as protein FAR1-RELATED SEQUENCE 5-like. Gene Ontology annotation, biological process: regulation of DNA-templated transcription. The record is from RefSeq and is a predicted model, not a curated record. Bases 1120 to 3156 code for a protein of 678 amino acids. The transcript is spliced from 3 exons. NCBI's taxonomy places the organism in Eukaryota, Viridiplantae, Streptophyta, Magnoliopsida, Ranunculales, Papaveraceae. Gene Ontology annotation, molecular function: zinc ion binding.
AUUCUUCAUUUUCUGUUUUUAUUGUCUAACUUGGGUAAUUCCUGAUUAAUUUUUCUUUGGGCAUUUCUUAAAAUUUUAUAUUACAAGAAAAAAAAUGUUAUUUUCUUAUUGGGGUUUUGGAGACUGUUGAUGUGUUUCUGUAUCAUCAAAGCUGUGUGAUUCGUUGAAUUAGGAACAGACUGGAUGAUUGUAAAAGUGCUAUUAGCUUCCCAACCUUUUCUGGAAGGGCUCUGAGAAACCUAAUCUCAGGUUCUGAAGACCUACUGGUUGUUAUAUUACUCUUAUGGAGGCUUGUCUGGGAAUUGCUCAUCCGUGAGCAUCUACUAUCUUUGGGAAUAGGUAGAUUUGGACGAAGCACAAUAGAACCAUCAUUUCACUGUGAUUUCUACUUCAUUUGUGCUUGAAGGACCACCCCUUCAUAUAUAUUAGCGAACCUUCUAAAAAAACAUCUGGUAUUAACUUUGCUUUUCUCUAGCGCUCGGUAAACUUAAGGAUUGUUAAAUAUGUGUUGAUUAGUAAAGUAGGAAAAACUGGAUAUAUUAAAGAACAACGACAGUAACAACAGACAAAACAACUUCUCUGCUGUCCACAUUGCUAUUAAUAGUGGAUUUUUUGUGGGGAAAAUGGUUCAUUACCUAGUGGAAUUUUUGUGGACUUAAUUGCUUGUUCCGUUAUGUUGUUUAAGACUUGAACUUACGAGUUACUUCACAAGCACUGGUUUGUGAUUACCCUUUAUGUUAUCUUUAUGCUGGAUAAAACUGUCUGGCCAAGUUAAACUUUUCAAUAUUGAUUCUUGAAAAAUUGAUUCAAGCUGUGGGUACGGUAUGAUGUUAAGCUUAAUAGUGAUUCCUAAGAUUAUUACAUGGAAAUUUACAGCAGACAACACAUGAUACAGACGGGUUUGUGAUCCCAAGCUUGUCAGUUGGAGAAUCUGAUCUAAGUAAGCCAGAUGGUCCAGAAGUGAAGGACGAUAAGGUCUCUUCUUCAAAGGCUACUGAAGAAGACGAGAAGAUCUACCUAGCGUCACAAGAGACACAACCUUCACAAGUGAAUCAGCCAGAGCUGAUCCUUUCCUCUGGCUAUAAGCAGUGGAUUAAGCAGAGACUUAAGGAAGCUGAAAUGGAUGCACCCAAUGAUGGGACAUUCUAUAAACCAUUUGUCGGAAUGGAAUUUGACUCUCUUGAUGAGUCAUAUUUUUACUACAAUGAAUAUGCUAGGGCUGUUGGUUUCAGCAUUCGAAGAGCCAAAAACCGUAGAUCAAAUAUAGACGGAGCUCUUAUAUUUCAACGAUUUUGUUGUUCUAAGGAAGGUCAUCGCAGAAAGAGGCGUGAUAAUGAUGACGAGGAACCAAAGAAAAUGAAAGAUGGUGUCUUAGUAAAGGUGAGAAGACGAAAUGUAAGGUCUAUAAGAGUGGGUUGCAGUGCCAAGUUGGAUGUCAAAAGGGUUACUGAUGGUAAAUGGGUUGUGCGUAAAUUUGACGAAGAACACAACCAUGAAUGUGCUAAUUCAGGGGAAAAGCAUAUGCUGAGGUCUCAAAGACGCAUUCAAUCUAUUCAAGUAGACAUGAGCAUGAGUGAUUGUAAGAUAAAGAAACCAGAAAAAGGAGAUGUAAGGGCACUUCUAAAUUACUUUAGGGAAAUGCAAACCGAGAGUCCAUCCUUCUUUUAUGCCAUACAAGGUGGUAAAGAUGAUCGAAUGUUAAACUUCUUUUGGGCUGAUACGAGAUCAAGGAUGGAUUAUGGGUACUUCGGUGAUGUGGUUUAUUUCAGGAGUAACUAUGGGAUCAACAAGUACGGACGGGCAUUUUCACCGAUUCUAGGUAUAAAUCAUCACCUUCAGACAGUUUUAUUUGGUUGUGCAAUAUUAUUGAACGAGAAUGAGGAGUCCUUAACAUGGCUAUUGGAGACAUUUUUGAAAGCCAUGUCUGGACGUCGUCCAGUUGCAAUAGUUAUUGAUGGAGAUGCAGCAAUGAUGAAAGCAAUUGAGCAAGUUUUACCAGGUACCCGUCAGAGUUUAUGUUUAGGGGAGAUUCUCGUGGAUGCUUCCAAUCAUUUUAGUCAUUUAGAAAAUAUGAGGGAUGCAUUUAUUACAGAUUUGAAGAAAUGUAUCUAUGAUACACAAUGGUGUGAUGAAUUUGAGUCAAGUUGGGUAUUGUUACAUGAAAAAUACAAGCUUCAUGAAAAUGAGUGGCUGGAUAAUUUGUACAAGAAACGGCACAUGUGGGCUCCAGUGUACUCGAGGCAUGUUUUCCACGCAAAUAUGAUGACGAUUCAAUGCAUCGAGAGUAUAAAUUCUUACUUCGAUGGAUUCGUGAAUGAGCCACUUCCUCUUUAUGAGUUUCUCAAGCAGUAUGACAAGGCGCUUGAUCAUAGACGGGAUGAGGAAAUAUCCGAAGAUUUUCAGUCUCUUGAAACACGGCCUGUUUUGAAGUUAGAUGUUCCAAUGGAACAACAAGCUGCUGAUCUGUACACAAGAUCAGUCUUUAAAGAGUUCCAUAAGGAGUUUUGUGAGAGUUUUAGCUACAUUGCUGAAGAAACAGCAAGGGUAGGAACAAAUUGGACAUAUGCGGUGUCAAGGUGGGGUCAAAAUAGGAGCUGCCUUGUUAGUUUCAGCUCUUGUAAUAAUGACAUACGAGUGAAUUGUGAUUGUCAGAAUUUUGAGUUCACGGGCAUUCUUUGUAAGCAUAUUUUUAAAGUCUUCACUGUGCGGAAUAUUAUGUUGGUUCCAGAUGUCUACAUCAGGAAAAGGUGGACAAAAAAGGCAAAAGUCGGGGUUUUCUUGGGUGAAGGAUGUAGGAAAGCGCUAGAAGACUGUCAGAAAUCUCAAGCCUUCCGCUUUAACGAUCUUUGCCAACUCACUUUUAAUCUUUGUGCUAAGUCUGCAAUAUCAAUAAAUGCUUACCAAACUGCGAAAUCUACUAUGGAGAUGAUAAUUGGAGAGCUGGACAAAGAAGCCGAGGAAGAGGUGAGUAUUACUCAACCUAACAUAGAUCACGUAAGUAAUUUGCAUUAUCCCAUUGAUGCUGUUAAUGGUAUUGGAAGUUCCGAUCACCUAAUGGGUGAGGAUAAUCAGACAUUGACUUCAGGUAACCAUGUUACAAUGCAAAAUCCCCAAAGGGUUGGGGAUACCAGAACUGGGUUCUGGUUACGUCUUUAACAUUCUCAAAUAUGUAAACAGAUAGUUGAAGAAAUUUUGUGAAUGUUAUUAUGUUUUUUAUAUGAAAACUGAUUUGAUGGAGUUCGACAUUAUACA